Messenger RNA from Arachis ipaensis, 354 nucleotides. NCBI's taxonomy places the organism in Eukaryota, Viridiplantae, Streptophyta, Magnoliopsida, Fabales, Fabaceae. The record is from RefSeq and is a predicted model, not a curated record.
AUAAUAAUGGAUAAAAGGAGUUGAAAAUCCACGCACCAAACCCAGAAGAAUCAGAAGAUACUUCUUUCAAUCAGACCCCUUUAUCCUUCUCGGAAAUUCUCCUCUUGAAUGGGUUAUCUUCCAGAACCCCUUCCUUGAAGUGAAGCCAUAGCAAAGAGAGAACCUCGAAGAACCAUGGCAAUGGCAGUGGAAGUGGCCAUGUGGAUUGCGAAGAUGGUGUGGAUAGCUCUAAGCGGCUGGAUUUCUUCGUGUUUGACUGUUGCUGAUGAGGUUGCUUCAUCUCUUCGCUCUGGUGAUAUUGGUCCCUUCCAUGUCGGUUGAUCCAAGUUGCAGUCUUUCCAGAAAGCUUUUUAA